CUUCACUUAUCUUACAACAGAGAAAAUGUCAGAAUCCGGAUUCGACAUGAUACGAGAAAGUGUAAUAUUAGAUUUGAAGAAAUAUUUUCCAGAGCAAUUUACAUAAUUUUUUUUGUUUACAUUGAUUUCCACUUUGAAAAAUGGAUGAAGGAGAAAACGUCGAGUUGAGGACUGUAGAACAUUCGAUUCCAAUAGAUGUAUUGGACGACAUAUUAACGAGGUUUCUGAUAUUUGUGCCUGAAUCUGCCAAACAGAAUUUAAUAAGGAUUUGUUUUCAAAUCGAACUAGCCCACUGGUACUAUUUAGAUUUUUUCGUGGGCAACGAUAGUCGUUUGAAACCUUGCACUAUAUAUGAAUUUGCAGCUCAUGUGUUCCAGCAUAUACCAUUCUUAAAAAGUGAAAGUCACAAGCUAAAAGAAAUACUCGAAGAAUGGAAAGAAUACAAACAAGUUGUACCUACUUAUGGGGCCAUAAUAUUAUCUGAAAAUAUGUCCCACGUUCUUCUAGUUCAAAGUUAUUGGGCCAAAUCAUCUUGGGGUUUUCCCAAGGGUAAAGUAAAUGAAGAGGAAGAUCCAGCACAUUGUGCAGUAAGAGAGGUUUUAGAAGAAACAGGUUUUGAUAUCAGCGAAUAUAUUGACCCUGAGGACUAUUUGGAGUCUACAAUCAAUGAGCAGUUAGUAAGAUUGUACAUCAUCAGAAAUGUCCCAAUGUCCACUAAGUUUAGUCCGAAGACACGCUGCGAAAUAAAGUCAUGUUCUUGGUUUCCCAUAUCUGACUUGCCCAACAACAAAAAAGACACGACCCCUAAAGUAAAAAUGGGUGUUAAUCCAAAUGCUUUCUUUAUGGUUUUACCUUUUGUUAAGAGGCUGAAGAACAUUUGCAGUAGUACAGCAAAAAAGAGUAGACACAAAUCUUUCAGUUUUUGUGAAGAAUUGACAAACACACGACCAAAGACAAAGUCCAUCCAAAAAACUGACAAUUCUGAAACCAAACAUAUCAAGAAAAAGCAAGAAAAAAAACAUUCAAAGAGGCAAUUAUUUGCUGAUUCUCACGAGGAUACCAGUAUCCAAUUUUGCGCCCCUUCAUGGUUGAAUUUCAAAUUCGAUAGAACAGCCAUACUGAAAUGUAUGCCAUGAAAACAUUUCUUUUUGUUGGGAGAUAUUUCAAAAUCUACUUAGAGAAAAUCCAUGACUGAUGACCUGAAAUGUACAGUAUGAACAAAGAAUUCAAGGAAUGUCUCUGUGAAUGUGCGUGUAGACAUAAAAUGUUCGUCAAUUAUUUUGUUGAAUCUCGAAAAGCAUUCUCAUAUGGUUUUGAUCAUCAGUAUCUUGAUAAAUUGAGGCAGUUUUCAUUCCGAAUAAUGAACAACACUAAUUUUUCAAAACUGAUCAGGAUUGAAUUUAAAACACCUAAUUAUUUUUUCGAAAACAUGAAUUAACUUGUCAAGAUAUUGUAUAUAUCCAUUUCUCAAGUUGAAUAUUUGUUUUUUUAAAUACUUGAGGUGAUUAUAAUAUAUUUGAACUAUGUUGGUUUUUAUUCUUUUCAAGUUUUUUUUAUGUUGGUUUUAAUUGUGUAAACUGCUAAUUAAUGGCCAACGAAAUUGAAAUCGUUUUUUUAUUUGAAAUCAGUAGACAUUUUCAGUUUAGGAUAUUUUUAAAUAAGUUUCGGUAUAAUAUUUUUGGUCUUUGGUACUAUUUGGGAGUUUUCAAUUUUGGAAAGUACUGAAAUACUUCAAAGUGAUAAAGCUCGCCCAGUUAUUGUAUAUAUCACAUGUAUGUUUAUAAAGUCGAAAAUUAUAUUUGAAAAAUCA
Molecule: messenger RNA, 1810 nt
Organism: Leptinotarsa decemlineata (Colorado potato beetle)
Lineage: Eukaryota; Metazoa; Arthropoda; Insecta; Coleoptera; Chrysomelidae
Gene: DCP2
Product: decapping mRNA 2
Biological process (GO): deadenylation-dependent decapping of nuclear-transcribed mRNA; nuclear-transcribed mRNA catabolic process, nonsense-mediated decay
Cellular component (GO): P-body; cytoplasm
Molecular function (GO): manganese ion binding; 5'-(N(7)-methylguanosine 5'-triphospho)-[mRNA] hydrolase activity; RNA binding
Source: RefSeq, a predicted model, not a curated record